Colletotrichum fioriniae is the source of this 2367-nucleotide messenger RNA. RefSeq lists its product as uncharacterized. Lineage: Eukaryota; Fungi; Ascomycota; Sordariomycetes; Glomerellales; Glomerellaceae. The record is from RefSeq and is a predicted model, not a curated record. Gene Ontology annotation, cellular component: mitotic actomyosin contractile ring; cytoplasm. Gene Ontology annotation, biological process: mitotic division septum assembly.
AUGGCUGACCUUGAGGAUGAGGCACCGAAGCCACCCCCCAAAGGCCAGUUAUACGAGAGACCCAAGUCUUCGAUGGGUGGACCGGAGGAGAGGAAGCUUCGCGGACGCAAGUCGGCUUACGACAUUGGCCGCAACGUCCUGAACAGGACGUUUACGACGAAGACCAACUCUACCAGCGCCUCCUCAGGCAAUCAGAGCUCGACGACGCAAAGCAGCGACAGGAGUUUGAUGAGUGGGUCGUCAGCCGGCGCUAUUAGCGCAACGAGCGCCGGCAGCUUCGCUCGCAAAACCCAGAAGCGGGCUCAGAGUGCCCUGGGCAUGCGUGACGCUGAUAUCGAGCGUCCAGAAACACCAUUCACCGGUGUUACAUAUCACAGUAGUCACGCCUCGGAAGCAUCUCGGCCAAAGUCGCAAGCUGGCUUUCAUGACGAUGCUGGCCUUGGAGGCCUUGUCACCCCGAAACCCCCAAAAAGGAACAUCUUCAAGAAGCUCCUCGACACAGCCAAGACUGGGGUGGCAUCCGGUCGCAGUAGCAUUGCUAUGGGUGCCGACUCGCCCAGAUCGUCACCUUUUGCUCGCUCCAUGCCAAAUGUUGCCGCUCAAGCUGGUGCUAGCGUCUCUAACUUGACCAACUUGGGUAGCACUGGCUUCGGUAGGGAAGCAGCCAGGGAAAUGGGGCUUGCGAACGGGGUGGACUGGGUUCAAGUUCGCAGAGACGUCAAUCGAUCCAACUCUCUGAGUAAGAACGAGAGGAACGAGCGGAAAGACCGUUGCCAAAUGCUCGACUACCCUGCGUUGAACCCAGUCGAUGAAUUGUACGAAGGCAUGGAGGGUGACGAAGGUGCCGACGGUCUGCCUGUGGAGGACCCUAUCGACUAUCAAUCAAUCAAUCUUACCCAGGUGGACAAGAACUCGAGGUUCGUAGCCAGCUUCCCACCGACAACGACAGCGCAGAGCUUGGCAACAACCUACGUAUGUCGCCCAUACCGCAGCGAUGUCCAGAGACUGCGGGCAAUCUUCACUUGGGUGUCCGAGAAGCUCGUCUGGGAAGAGGACUUUGAAGGCGAAGUCGACACCCGAAGAGUGCUGCAGUCAAAGCGAGCGAGUGCUGAAGAGUAUGCAGUCAUUGUAUAUGAAAUGUGCUCUGCCGUUGGUAUCCAAUGUGAGGUCAUCCGCGGGUACCUCAAAACGCCCGGCGAGAUCCCAGAACAUAAUAUCAUGCCUCGGGCAAAUCACUGGUGGAAUGCGGUUCUGGUCGACAACGACUGGCGAAUGAUUGACUGCUGCAUGGCCAGCCCUUCGUACCCCAGGCGGCAUCUCUACUCGAGUGCUAGCAACAGCGCCGCAGACUUUUGGUGGUUCCUCACGCGGCCAACAGAGCUCUGCUGGACACAUAUCCCUGAACACCACACUCAACAACACAUGUGCCCGCCACAGGCCCAUGAAGUUCUUCUCAACUUGCCUUGCGCCUGCCCUCCCUUCUUCAAGAAUACGCUCGAGAUGGUCGACUAUAACACGGCGGCAACUCGUAUCGAGGAUCUGGAGAUGGUACAUGUCAAGUUCAAUGCUCCACCUGAUGUCGAAAUCGCUGCUGAAGUCGAAGUCCGCGGCUACACCAGAGAUGUCGACGGCGACGUAUUCGAGAGCGGCGAAGUUGUGAAAAAGAGGGCGUUGGCUCAAGCGGAGUGGUUCAACGGCACCAAACGAUACACCGUCAAGGCUUUGCUGCCUGGUGAUGAGGGUCAGGGAGUCUUGAAAAUCUAUGCCGGCAAGCGUGGCCUGAUGCAUAGCAUCAAAGACAUUCCCCAUCCAGUGGCAUUUGCGCUACCCAUCAUUCAUACGGGUGAGAACCCUCCGUAUGAGUUUGUGACGCGGCACCCGACGCCUCAUGCGCAGCGCCACGACAUCUACGUUGUUCAGCCUCAAUGUCAACGCCUGGCUCUGAACAACACUUUUGUUUUUGCAAUCCGGCAGCAUCCCAGCUCUGCGGGCGCAGUCGGCUCGGUGAUGACACCGUCAUCCAAUCCUGGGGGCGCAAGUCCAAUCCCCUUUAUAAGACCGAGCUCCGCCAUGAGUAUGACCGCCUCCAGCGCCAGCGGCUCGAAUCUCAGUUCAGCAGCUGCCGGUGGGAAGAAGCCAGCGAAGUUGGCGAUUCAGACUCCAGGCGGCAAAAUCCUUCGUCUUAUGAGGAAAGAGGAGCGCAGAGGAGUUAGUGUCGGCAGUAGAGGAGCUGAAGAGGAUCUCAGUGAUGGUGGUACGUGGGAGACCAUUAUCAAGUGUUCCGAGAAGGGGGUGUGGAGGGGGCUGGUAUUGGCAGACCGCACCGCUCGCUGGUGCGUCUUUGCCGAGUGGGUAUGUGUUGGAUGA